AUGGAGGAGGGAUCCGCUGAGGAGUUUCUCUUCAAAGACCAGGACUUCUCCUCCGAACUGCUGAGGCAGCUGAACGCUCUGCGGCAGAGCGGGAUGCUGACUGAUGUUACUCUCUGCUCCAAGGGCUUUGAAAUCCCCUGCCACCGAAAUGUGCUGGCUUCUAGCAGUCCCUACUUCAAGGCGAUGUUCUGUAAUGACUUCAGAGAGAGUCACCAGGCUAAAGUCAUCCUGAAGGGCAUCGACACCGAGAUUUUGGAUCAGAUUAUCCUUUAUGUUUAUACAGGGGAGAUUCUUAUAUCCGCUGAGAAUGUCCUGCGCCUGUUGGAGACGGCCUCCAUGCUGCAGUACACGAGGCUGUUUGAGGCCUGCUCUGCCUACCUCCAGGACAAGCUGACUCCUGACAACUGCCUGAGCAUGAUCAGGCUGGCAAAGAUCUUGAACUGCCAAAGCCUGAAUAAAAAAGCCAAGGCUAUGGCUUUGAAAUGCUUUCCUGAGGUGGCCUCUUCUGAGGACCUGAAGGACCUUUGUCCCUUGGAGCUCAUUGAUUACCUUGGGGAUGAUGAGCUCUGUGGGGAAGAGGAGCAGGUCUUUGAGACACUGAUGGUCUGGAUCCGACAUGACCUCCAGGCAAGGCAAGGCUACAUCCAAGAGUUGUUCAAGAAGGUCCGGCUUCAGUACGUCCACCCAACUUUCCUUUUCCACUUCAUCGCCAACGACUCCCUCGUUCAGUCCUCACCCACUUGCAGGAGCAUCCUUGAAUCAGCCCGGAGACACAUGUUUUGCUUGUACAGCACCAAUGUGCCUGACAUCAAGCCCAUGUCGCAUGUUCCUCGCAGAUACUCCAACCAGGAGUUCCUCAUCAUCAUUGGUGGCAGGAAGGACAGCCAGCAGACCACGAGGGAUGUCUUGCUCUAUGAUGGCAAGACCAACCAAUGGCUAAGCCUGGCCAAACUUCCCAUGCGUCUGUACAAAGCCUCUGCAGUGAGCUUACACAGCAAUAUUUAUGUGCUCGGAGGGAUGUCUGUUGGCAAUAAGAAAAGCCCAAUCAGUGAUAAUAUUUACAUUUACUCCCUCAAACUCAAUCAGUGGAGGUUGGUUGAGCCCAUGUUAGUUCCACGUUAUUCCCACAGAAGCUUGGCAUACAAAAAUUAUAUAUUAUCUUUCGGUGGAAUUGGCAAAAACCAGGAAAUUCUGAAUUCUGUGGAAAGAUACGAUAGCAUCUACAACACCUGUGAGAGCAUGGCAAAUAUGCCUGUUGCUGUCCUUCACCCUGCUGUUGCUGCCAAAGAUCAGAGGAUCUACCUCUUCGGUGGAGAAGACAUUAUGCAAAACCCUGUCCGACUGAUUCAGGUUUACCAUGUCUCCAGGAAUACAUGGUUUCGAAUGGAGACCAGAGUAGUGAAGAAUGUCUGUGCACCAGCUGUCGUGAUUGGAGACCAGAUUAUCAUCGUAGGUG
Molecule: messenger RNA, 1456 nt
Organism: Mesitornis unicolor (brown roatelo)
Lineage: Eukaryota; Metazoa; Chordata; Aves; Mesitornithiformes; Mesitornithidae
Gene: KLHL38
Product: kelch-like family member 38
Exons: 2
Molecular function (GO): protein binding
Source: RefSeq, a predicted model, not a curated record